Messenger RNA from Trichomycterus rosablanca, 975 nucleotides. It is a transcript of the gene fcer1gl, whose product is annotated as Fc receptor, IgE, high affinity I, gamma polypeptide like. Gene Ontology annotation, cellular component: Fc-epsilon receptor I complex. The transcript is spliced from 5 exons. The record is from RefSeq and is a predicted model, not a curated record. Gene Ontology annotation, biological process: cell surface receptor signaling pathway. Gene Ontology annotation, molecular function: IgE receptor activity. Lineage: Eukaryota; Metazoa; Chordata; Actinopteri; Siluriformes; Trichomycteridae. The coding region runs from base 40 to 297 and encodes 85 amino acids.
UAGCUUCAACUCCAGCUCCAGCUCUGUUUACCUGCCACAAUGAAUAGAUCAGGGAUCUGGAUCCUCCUGCUCCUGAGUGUUGGAAGUGUUGAAGCUGCUGAUGCUAAUAUCUGUUAUGUUCUUGAUGGGAUUCUGGUGCUCUACGGCAUUGUGCUGACUGUCCUCUACUGCAGGCUGAGGAUGAAGAUUGGAGAGUUUGAGAAUAAAAUGCCUUCAAAAGGGAAAGAAGAGAGCCUUUACCAGGACCUGAGGGUUCCCACUCAGGACACCUAUGAGAAGCUCCCUAUGAAGAAGUAAUACAACCUUCAUCUGUAACCAGCCAUCCUGCCAUUUAUUAUUUUCUAAACAUCCUGGCAGGUCUUUCUCUGCAGUUAAUAAUUUAUGUUUUAAGUUUAAUAUACUAACUCAUUUUAACACUUCCUUUUUACUACUUUAUGGGUCAGUGACAAUUACGUGUUCCAAAAGGUUUUUGGGGUGGCUCAGUGUAAUAUUUUUUUGGGUCUUGACUUGUGUCAACAGACACAGUUGGCUGUGUCUGAGGGAGGGGAGGCCUUAUGGAGUAUCACUGCUGCAACAGUGACUCCUACUGUCUGUUCAGGCACAAGAAUACAGGAACAGGAGCGUGGUCCUACAUACUUGUUAAGGCUCUCUGUAAUAGUCCGCUGCUGACCAGUAAAAAGAUGCGGCUGAGGAUUUUAAAUGAGCUGAAGAAGACAAGUGUUAGUCUGCAGCCCUACUCUCCUCGAGUGGGUGUGGUGCAACCGGUGGAGGUCACCAGUCUGCACAAAGAAAUUAAGAGCAUCCAAAUUGGGAAGUUAAUUUUGGGUAAAUAUAAACAUUCAUCACCUUAAAUAGUUUUUUUUUGUCUCUGUAAGUCCUUUAUCAGGGCCAGUAAUAAUGAUAACAUUUAAAAUGAAUGUAAUGAAUGUAAAUAAGUCUUUGUAUACCACUGAAGUAAAAUAAACUCGUUAUAAA